UGUGACUGAUUAUGUCUGUGUGACACUGUGUGUGUGUGUGUGUGUUAGACUGGGUGUAUGUGUGAAAGAGAGACUAUGUCUGGGUAUAUGGAACUUUGCAUGUGUGUGUAACUGUGUGUGUGUGUUUGUGAGAAAGAGAGACUGUCUGGGUAUGUGAAACUGUGUGUGCGGCAUUAAGUCGGUUUAACACUGCUAAAAUCGGUUUAAACGUGUAGUGUAGACUAGGCCUGUGUGUGACUGAUUAUGUUUGUGUGACACUGUGCACAUGUGACUGUGUGUGUGUGAAGGAGAGAGAGAGAGACUGUGUCUGAGUAUGUGUGACAAUGCCUGUGUGUGUCUAUAUAUGACACUGUGUGCAUGACUCUGUGUGUGUGUGUGUGUGUGUGAGUGAGAGAGUGUGUGUGUGUGUGUAUGUGUGUGUGUCCAGGUAUGUGAAACUCUGUGAUACUAUGUGUGUGCAUUAGAAACUGAGAGUCUGGAUUUGUGAAACUCUGUGUGACUGUGUGUGUGAAGUGCCUUUGUGUGUGUGUCCAUGUGUGACACUGUGUGUGUGACUGUAUUUGUGUGACACUGUGUGAGCCUGGGUAUGUGAGACUGUGUCUUUGUGUUAGUGUGUAUGUGCAUGUGUCCGUAUGUGACAAUGUGUGUGUGUCUAGGUACGCGAUACUGUGUGUGGCUGUGUUUGCAUGAUAUUGUGUGUCUGGGUACAUGAUACUGUGUAUGAAACUCUGUGUGUGUGAAACUGAGGAUGUCUGAGACACCAUGUGUGUCUGUGCACAUGGCAUUGUGUGUAAUUGUGUACUUAGACUGUAAUCUCCUUAGGGCACACGCCAGCAUUUCAGUCUAUGGAUCUAUACAGCACCCCGCACGAUGGGGUCUGGUCCCUGCCUGGGGCCACUGGACACGACUGCAACAAAAACAAGCGUUAGCCGCGCCGCUGGAGAACGAUGGUCUGUCCCAAGGCCGGUUCCCUCUUGCCCCCCCGUAUGCCGUGGUCUUGAUCUCCUGUUCGGGUCUCCUGGCCUUCGUCUUCCUCCUCCUCACCUGCCUGUGCUGCAAACGGGGCGAUGUCGGCUUCAAGGAGUUUGAGAACCCGGAUGGGGAGGAGUAUUCGGGGGAAUACACGCCACCCGCUGAGGAGACCUCAUCAUCCCAGUCCAUCCCAGACGUCUACAUCCUGCCACUCUCUGAGGUCUCGCUCCCCGCUCCCAACCAGCAGAUGCCCAAGACAGACCUAGUGAAGCAUCUGGGCUUGAGCCGGCAGCACCUCAGCUACCUGCAGGAGAUCGGGAACGGCUGGUUUGGGAAGGUGAUCCUGGGGGAGAUCUUCUCAGACUUCACCCCAGCCCAGGUUGUGGUGAAGGAGCUUCGGGUCAGCGCCGGACCCCUGGAGCAGAGGAAGUUCCUGUCGGAGGCUCAGCCCUAUCGAAGCCUUCAGCACCCCAACAUCCUGCAGUGCCUGGGGCUGUGCACGGAGACCAUCCCCUUCCUGCUCAUCAUGGAGUUCUGCCAGCUGGGUGACUUGAAGCGCUACCUGCGAGCCCAGUGCCAGGCAGACGGGCUGACCCCCGACCUCCUGACCCGCGACCUCGGCACGCUUCAGCGCAUGGCCUAUGAGCUCAUCCUGGGCCUGCUACACCUGCACAAGAACAACUACAUCCACAGCGACCUGGCCCUGCGGAACUGCCUGCUGACCUCUGACCUCACCGUCCGUGUCGGCGACUAUGGCCUCUCGCACAACAACUACAAGGAGGAUUAUUACAUCACCCCCGACCGGCUGUGGAUCCCGCUGCGCUGGGUGGCGCCGGAGCUGCUGGACGAAGUUCACGGGACGCUCGUGGUGGUGGAUCAGAGCAAGGAGAGCAACGUCUGGUCCCUGGGGGUGACGAUGUGGGAGCUGUUUGAAUUCGGCAGCCAGCCCUACCGGCACCUGUCCGACGAGGAGGUCGCCGUCAUCAAAGAGCAGCAGAUGAAGCUGGCCAAGCCGCGCCUGAAGCUGCCCUACUCUGACUACUGGUACGAGGUGAUGCAGUCGUGCUGGCUGCCAGCGCCACAGCGCCCCACGCUGGAGGAGCUGCACCUGCAGCUGACCUACCUGCUGACGGAGCGCUGCCACGCGCAGGCGGAGGAGAGUUUCGAGUGGCGCUGGAACGCCCUGAAGCCCAAGCGCUCGCCGGCCGCCUCCCCCCUCCGCCGGCGCCGCUCGGAGGAGAUCUCGGCCUACCCGCUGCUGGAUGGCUUCCAGGGGGCCGACCUGGACGACGUCCUCACGAUCACCGAGAGCAGCCGGGGGCUCAACUUCGAGUACAUGUGGGAGAAGGCCCGGCUGGGGCGCUGGAAGGCCAGCCCGGCCCCCGGGGCCGCCCCCGCCAGCAACGGCAGCCUGGCCGUGCCCGGCGCCAACCCCUUCUACGAGGCGCCGGCGCGGCAGAGCCUGGAGACGCCCAGCGUGGUCCCGGUGAUUAGCGCCCGCAGCCCCUCGGUCAGCAGCGAGUACUACAUCCGGCUGGAGGAGCACGGCGAGGGGGAAGGGCCCGAGGGCACCGUCUGCACCCCCAGCCCCGUUUACGAGCGCCAGUACGGGGUGCCCGGCUCCCCGCCGGAGCCCCUCUUCCCUUCCGACUGGGACCCCAUCGAAGCGGGCCGGGGCAGCCCCCCGCCCCUGGCCCGGCACCACCUCCCCCACCUCCUGCCGGAGGGGCCGGCAAGCUGGGCCCCCGGUGCCACCAACCCCUUUAUCUCGGUGUCCCGGGAGCCGGCCCGGCGCAGCGCCAACCCCUUCCGGGCCGAGAUCCAGGAGACCUCGCUGACGGAUCCGGCACCGGGGGGCAUCUUCCUGGGGGAGUCCCUGCUCCACGUGUACCAGGAGCUGGAGGAGCAGCAGCGUGGCUGGGACUGCGAGGGGCUGGAGGAGCGGGGGGCCGGGGAGACGCUGGCGGGGGACCCCUCGGAGUUCCGCCCCUCGCCCCCCUGGGACCGGGAGCCCUCCCUGAUGGAGGAGCAGAGUUCGGCCGGCAGCACGGACGGGGAGGACGCCAGCAGUGGCGGGGGCGGGCGCCGCAACCCCCUGCUCUGCCCGCUCUGCAGCCGGGGCGGGCGCUGCCGCUGCGCCCCGGGCCGGGGGGAGGUCGUGAGCGGCUGGAGCAACCACGCCCCCAUCCCCCGGCCCCACCGCGACAGCUACGGCACCGAGGACGACUCCUCCCUUAAGGUGGAGCGGGGCUCCCUGGCCGACUGCCCCAUCCUGCUGGGAGAGGGGCCCCCAGGAGCUGGAGAGGGCGGGGCCGGGCCGCUCGGCCCACCCCCUUUAACCGGGGCGCCGCCCCCUCCCUCGGCGUUCUACGACCCGCUGAUGGGCACGGCCGUGGUGAGCUACGAACUUCAGGACUACCCCAAGCGGGGGGUGGCCGGGCGGCCGCCGGGCUCACCCUUCCCUGGCCUGACCGCCGCCUGCUGCAGCGUCAUCGUGCCGGUGGAGAUCCCGCCCCUGGCCACGCUGGCAGAGAGCGCCGACGAGGAGACCAUCGCCAUCGUGCCCGAGGCCGCAGACGGCUUCGCGGCCAGGCCCGAGAUCGGCCCGGCCCCGGUGGGCCGGCGGAGGGGCCCGCUGGACUCCGGGGACUCGCUGGACCUCCCGUCCAACACCAGCUCCUCCGAGGGCUGCAGCCCGGCCUCCCGCUUCUCCUCGCCGGGUCAGAAGUUCCCCGACAGCGGCUACGAGACGGAGAGCACCUUCUCCCCGGAGCUCCUCGUCCGGGAGCCCGAGGAGGAAGAGGACGGGGAGUCGCCCGGCGAAGGGGAUGCUGCCCAACUGCCCCCCACGCCCAUCUCGGAGUCCACCAGCGACCUGACGCUGUCGGAGGAGACGCCGGGGACCGAGGAGGAAGCGGGCACGGGGCGGGGGCUGGCCACGACCCACCGGGAUUCGGCCUAUUUUUCCGACGGCGAGGCAGAGGGGGGCCGGGGGGAGGAGGAGGAGCCGGAGGCGGGGCAGGAUGGGGGGCAGCCGGCGCCGGCCAAGGUGGAGGCCGGCUUCGUGGUGCAGGUGUGCAAGGAGCAGCUGCUGGUGUCGCUGCGGGAGAACAUCACCCGCAACCUGCUCUGCAACCACCGGGACCCGGGGACCCCGGUGUCCGGGGCCCCAGCUGCCAAGGAGGAGGCCGUGAUCCGACUCUGGGCCUGGAGCCCGAGGGGCCCGGGCGCUGGAGACGAGCAGGAAGGGGCGGCGGGGAGGCGGCAGCGACUUCGGACGGCGGGCGCAACCUGCGGGCUGCUCAAGUCCCGCCGGCCGAGCCGAGGCUGCGAGCUGGACCGGAAACGCAAGAUGGUGUCCUUCUUCGACGACGUCACCGUCUACCUCUUCGACCAGGAGACGCCCACCAAUGAGCUGAGCUCGCAGAGCGGCCCGGAGGGCGAGGGCGGCACCACCCAGGGCCCCGUGGGGCAGCCUGGCCUUGAGGCCUUCCCGCCCGCCGACGGAUUCAGCGGCAGCUUCGAAUGGGACGACGACUUCCCGCUGAUGGCCCAGAACCCGUCCUUCGUCUCCAUGGUGACGGACCCCAGCUCGGGGGCCCCCCCAACGCCGCCCCCCGCACUGCUCCCGGCCAAGGGGGCAGAGCCCAGCCUGAUGGACGCCCUGCGCUUCUCCCGCUUCACCGUCUCCCCCGCCCUCGAGCCCCACCUGGCCCCCCGCGAGGCCGAGCUGGCGCCCACAGCCAGUGAGUGA
Mauremys reevesii (Reeves's turtle) is the source of this 4726-nucleotide messenger RNA. Its product is annotated as serine/threonine-protein kinase LMTK3-like. Lineage: Eukaryota; Metazoa; Chordata; Testudines; Geoemydidae. The record is from RefSeq and is a predicted model, not a curated record. Gene Ontology annotation, molecular function: protein kinase activity; ATP binding. Gene Ontology annotation, biological process: protein phosphorylation.